This is a messenger RNA of Cavenderia fasciculata, 2253 nucleotides long. RefSeq lists its product as uncharacterized. The record is from RefSeq and is a predicted model, not a curated record. Gene Ontology annotation, molecular function: GTP binding; GTPase activity. Lineage: Eukaryota; Evosea; Eumycetozoa; Acytosteliales; Cavenderiaceae. The transcript has 3 exons. Bases 1 to 2253 code for a protein of 750 amino acids.
AUGAAAGUAAAAGUUGGAUCGAUACCAUUAAUUCAUUCCAAUAGAUACAGAUAUGAAAAGAUUAAAGAUAGUUUGGUUUUAAAUGAAAAUGUACGACCAGACGAACCACUUCAAUUUGUAGUAAACCAAGAUGCUCUAAAGAUUUUACAAUCAAUCGACAAACCAUUAGCUGUCAUUAGUAUUAAUGGUAUGUCAAGAACUGGUAAAUCAUUGGUUGCUGGUCGGUUCUUUGGUCGACAAUCUCAAGUAUUUCCUGUAUCGAAUCAAAGCGAAGCAUGUACACACGGUAUAUGGAUGUCGACUGAAGUGAUUGACCGUGGCAGUCAUGCAGUGUUGUUACUUGACGCAGAGGGAAUGAACCAUGUUUCAUCAUCACACAACUCUGACAAUGCAAUCUUUCUCCUCUCAAUGUUGCUCAGUUCUACAUUCAUCUACAACUCUAAGAAUCUAACCACUGCUUCAGAUAUCGAUCAAAUCUCUGUCGUUUGCAAACUCAAUCAAUCAUUCAAAAUCAAGGUCAACGAGACUAUCAAUAGUCCCUCUGAAAUGACAGAUCAUCUACCCAACUUUUGUUGGCUCAUCAGAGACUUUUAUUUGAAUCCAACAGUCGAUGGAAGAUCUGUUACUCUUGGUCAAUACAUUAUCAACAAUGUACUGACUUUUACCGAUAAAUUUGAACCGACUCCAGAAGAAAAGAAGAAAAAUGAUCUUAGUCGAAUGAUCCUUCGUACAUUCAAGUCAUUCAAACCAUACUCUCUUCCACACAUUGAUCAUAAUGGUUUCGAUCAAGAGUUGGACAUGUUUAUCACUGAAAUGUUAAAUACCUCUAAACCAAAGAAUGGUUUUAAAGAUGGAACAACCAUUAAUGGUCCUAUUUUAUCUCAAAUGGUUGUUGAAUAUACAAAGGCAAUUAAUCAACCAGGUGUUGUACCAUCGAUUGAAUCAACUUGGAAUAAUAUAGUUUCAACACAAAAAAUUGAAGCUUGUCGUGUAUCAACCCAAGCAUAUCUAGAUGGAAUGACCAAUGCCACCAACACUGACAUACCAAUCGAAUACGAUCAACUAUUCAAACUCCAUGAAACCUUUUUAUCAAAAUCAUUACAAUUAUUUGUUUCAAAGAUUGAUAAUAUGAUUACUGAUGAAAUUGAAAUUAAUUCUUUAAUUUCAAAUUUUAAGAAUGAAAUUAGUUUAAAUAAAGAAAUGAAUGGAGAAAUUGAAAUUGAUGGUGGAUUACUUUAUCAAUUCAUUCAAAAGAAUAUGGAAAAGUCUAAAAAGUAUAAUCAAUCCAUCAUUGGUCCAAUGUCAAUCGAUUUGACAAACAACUAUUUUAAAAGAGCAGAUGAAAUUGAAUUCAAGGAUUUAAUGGAUAGAUUCCAAAGAAUCGAAACAAUCUAUAAAGAAAAGUCAAAAGGACCUGCUAGAAAUCAAGUAUGGAAGCUAUUUUUACAAGACUUUUACAAUCAAGAGCAACAAUUCAAGACGAUGAAGAAUUAUAAUCAAGAAUUAAAGGAAGUGAAGAAAAACAUUCAAGAGAGACAAGUAAAACAAAAAGAGAUGGAUGACAGAACCAUUGAAUUGCAAGAAAACAUCAAAAACAAGCAAGAAGAGAGCCAAAAAAUCCUAAAGGCUACUGCUAAAGCUCAGGCUGCUGCUUUGGCAAAAAUGAGCGACCAAAUCAAACAACAAGCAAUUGAAGGUCAUCAGAAAUUAAAACAACUAGAAGAGUCUAGAAACAGACAUGAUGCUGAAAUGGUUAGACAACAUCAAGAAGCACUUGGAAGAGCAAUGUCUGAAAUUAACUCUCUACAAUCAAUGGUAUCUGCAAAAAUUCAAAAUGAAGCCAUUCAACAACAACAACAGCAACAACACUACAAUCCCAAUCCUCAUCCUAGUUUUGGUAACGGAUUGGGUGGAGGACAAUGUGGUGGAGGUCAAUUAGGUGGAUAUCAAGGUGGAUUUGGUGGAGAUCAAGGUGGAUAUCAGGGUGGAUCCGGCGGUGGCCUUGGUGGAGAUCAAGGUGGAUAUCAGGGUGGAUUUGGUGGAGGCCUUGGAGGUCAAGGUGGAUAUCAGGGUGGGGGAUAUGGAACUACUAUGACUACUAAUAGUUGUUUCUCUGGCCAAGGCAAUACUAUUGGUGGUCAAAUGACCUUUGACAAGGGAGAAACACUUUCUGCAUGUGUCUCACCCAAUGCCCUUGACCUUAACUUUCAAGUACCAGGUAAAUUCAGUUUUCAAUUAAACAACAAAAAAUAA